AUGGAUUCACAAGGACCGGACCUGAGGCGAAAUGCGGCAGUGCCCACGCAACAAAAGGCCUUCUCGACAGCACCUCGGGUCCUAGCUAUGCCAAAGAGUGCACCACUCAUUGCACAUUUACAGGGGCAAGGACAGGAUUCGCAGGACUCGAAAGCUCCCGAGCCAGGGAUUCGGCUCCAUGAGAACAAAGCUGCGAAUCCAUUCAAACUGGCGCGGUCGGGGUAUGGAGGAACUGGCUCCGGAGUCAGCCAGGGUGUGAUUGCAGGAGCAGAGUUCGCCCGCGGGCCGCUGCAGCCGACCUGGGCCGCUGAGCUCGCGGGCGCUCGGCCGGCCGUGACCGGAGCUCCAAAGACGGAUCUCGGACUUCCCCGGGACUCCCAGAGACAUGAUCAGCCCCUGAAGGGCGAAGGCUCGCUGCAAGAAGUAUCGGCCGGCGCGGCUGCCGCCGUGCUGUCAGCUUGGCAGCGAGUGCGACAAGGACUCGUGGCGCUGGCCUCUGACGCAGAUCAAGCGGCAGCAGGUGUGCAGCUGGCUGACUGCGAGCAUGCAGCGACACUGGUUCAUGCCGGUCUUGCUGACAUGUCGGCAGCAUUGGAGGCCUCAGCCAAGCGACUAGACGCGAUGCGCCGGCCAGAGUUGCUCUUCUGCUUUCCUCGUCGAUGGAUUGGUCGAGAUCUGCACAAUCUCGUUCAGCUGGGAACCCGGCCCGGGCGAGCAACUGAACGGAAGAUGCGUUUCAUGGACAUGGCUGCGCUGGUCGCCGCGCAGCUCCAAAGGAUGACGAUCUCUCCUCAGGAGGAGAAGAUGUGGAAGAGCUUCACCCAACUUGCGAUUGAGGAGGCGGAAGUGGGAGUCCUUGGGACAAAGCAAUCCUUCGGAAGGCACCUGCAUCUCAAAGGCGGAGCAACUGGCCAGAUUCAGCUCAUGCAGGACUGGGAGUGGCCCUACAUGUUUGCCUUGGCGGACGUGGGUUUUGAUCUUGCCCUGCGCCACGGACGACUUGGCGGCCUCUCAAAGCUCCGAAUCCUGGAAAUUGGAUGGGGCCAGGGGAUCAGCGGCCGUCGGCUUCUGGAUAAUGCGGAGAGAGCAGGAAGUGGCCUGCCACAACUGCAAAUCGAGUAUGAGGUUGUGGAACUGCAUCCCGCGGUGGCAGCAGACGCUCGACGGGAGGCCGAGACAAGAAAGAAGGCCUUCCACGUUCACGAGGGACCGUGGCAGAAGAUUCUGCCAGAGCUUCCAGCACAGUCGUACAACCUACUCUUCUACGACCCUUUGAACAUCAGCCCGAGAUAUAUUGGGGAGCAACAGCGCUUCGAAAGCUGGGGCCUUCCCAUGUGUGUCUUCGAAGCGCUGCAGUUCUAUCGAGUCCUUCGUCCCGGGGGUGUGGCUGUGCAAUAUGCAGUUUCUCACAGGACCUCGACUGUGGAGCUGUUGCAGCGUCAGAUUGCCCCAUUGUUCAGUGCGCUGAGCUAUCCGGGCUACGAGCAGAAGCCAGAAGCUGAGAAGCUGAAGUGCGGUCCAGAAAGCCAAUUCGGAAGCCGUGCGGCGCCACCUCGAGCAUUGAAAGGCGAACUCCUCCUAUGGACUUACCUCGGCUUGCAGCUCCAUCGCGAAAAGAAAGAAAAUGGUUGGAGCUGCGUCGUUGGGCAUGCCAUGUCGGCAAAGCUGCAGGAGCGUGGGUUGGAAACCUGCAGGGACAUCCAAUCUUUGGAGCAGGGACGACUGCGUGAGUGGUUUGGCGCCAAGGGCGAGACCCUUUGGCUCAACGCGCAAGGCCUCGACCAGGCGAACGCUGUCAGUUCGGCACCUGCACAACGGAAGUCCGUCAGUGCUGAGAUGAACUGGGGAAUUCGAUGCCAAGAUCGAGCUGCUGCCGUCAAGAUCCUCUCAGAGGUAUCGCAACAGCUUUCCGAGCGUCUUCUUGCCUGCGAUUUGCGUUCCAUUCAUCUGACCUUGAAGCUCAAGCUUGCCGUGCCGGGUUGGGUAGAGCCGAUCAAGAGAGGUGGCCAUGGCCAGUGCGACGACGUGAGUCGCUCUGCGCCCCUUCCUGAUGCAAGCAACGAGCCCGCCGUGCUCCUCAGGACUGCACAACAGCUCUUUGAUGCCUUGUCUCCAGAUCCGGUUAGGCUGCGCGGAGUUGGGCUUGCCGCCAAACUUGGCACCACUAGCGCAAGCUCACGCAGCCCUCAGAAAGCGGCUGUGGGCACUUCCAGCUUAACCAGGUGGCUGAAGCGUGGACCGACAGAUAACUUGGAGAAGGCGGCAGAAGACCCCACAGCAGCCUUGGCGGACUCACACAUUGUCGUGGACCUGGAAGGCUCCGAGCAGAUGCAGGAGCCGGACAACAGAAACCGCGUGGAGUGCCCCGUGUGCUCCAAGCUCCUGAACAAGGACGAAGCAGACGCUCAUGUGAACGCGCACUUCGAAUCUGCAGAGCCGCCUGAGAAGCGCUUGCGCCUUGCAGUUCUGGCGGAUGACAGCGAGUGCGAGCUGGUGGAGUGA
Messenger RNA from Symbiodinium sp. CCMP2456, 2502 nucleotides. The record is from the annotation of a GenBank genome assembly. NCBI's taxonomy places the organism in Eukaryota, Dinophyceae, Suessiales, Symbiodiniaceae.